Scedosporium apiospermum is the source of this 1491-nucleotide messenger RNA. RefSeq names its product Aldehyde dehydrogenase. The coding region runs from base 1 to 1491 and encodes 496 amino acids. Gene Ontology annotation, molecular function: aldehyde dehydrogenase (NAD+) activity. The transcript is spliced from 3 exons. Lineage: Eukaryota; Fungi; Ascomycota; Sordariomycetes; Microascales; Microascaceae. The record is from RefSeq and is a predicted model, not a curated record.
AUGGCUUUGACAGUCAAGCUCAGCACACCAGUUACUGGGCCCUACGAUCAGCCCAUUGGCUUGUUCAUCGACGGCAAGUGGGUCGAAGGCGUUGACCGGAGAAAGUUCAAAGUCAUCAACCCUUCCACAGAGGAGGUCAUCACCUCCGUUUGCGAGGGCACCGAAAAGGAUAUCGAUUUGGCCGUUGCAGCCGCCCGAAGGGCCUUCGAUACCACCUGGAAGGAGACCUCUCCCGAGCAGCGAGGUCGACUUCUCUCCCGUCUUGCUGAUUUAGUGGAGAAGAACAGAGACCUUCUGGCGGCCGUUGAAUCUCUGGACAACGGGAAGUCGAUCAGUAAUGCCCGUGGUGAUGUCGAUGCUGUGGUUAGCACUAUCAGGUACUAUGCAGGCUGGGCGGAUAAGAUCGAGGGCAAGACCAUCGAUGUUGAUCCUAACAUGUUUCACUACACUCGGUCUGAGCCACUUGGCGUUUGCGGUCAGAUUAUCCCUUGGAACUUCCCUCUCCUUAUGCUCGCAUGGAAGAUCGGCCCCGCGCUUGCAACAGGGAACACCGUGGUCAUGAAGACUGCCGAGCAGACACCCCUUUCUGCUCUCGUCUUCACGCAGUUCAUCCAGCAAGUCGGUUUCCCCGCGGGAGUUUUCAACCUCGUCUCCGGCUUUGGCCCAAUUGCUGGCGCUGCGCUGUCUUCCCAUAAAGAUGUUGACAAAAUCGCCUUUACUGGGUCUACUCUUGUUGGAAGGCAGAUUAUGCAGGCCGCUGCUUUGUCCAACCUGAAGAAGGUUACCCUCGAGCUUGGCGGAAAGUCGCCCAACAUCGUGUUCAACGACGCAGAUAUCGAAGACACGAUUUCAUGGGUAAACUUCGGCAUCUAUUUCAACCACGGCCAAUGUUGCUGCGCAGGAUCCCGCAUUUAUGUACAGGAAGGCAUCUACGAUAAGUUUCUUGCUGCUUUUAAGAAGAGGGCUGCAGAGAACAAGGUUGGAGAUCCCUUUGAUGAGGAAACCUUCCAGGGGCCCCAGGUGAGCAAAGUUCAAUACGAUCGCAUCAUGGGCUACAUAGAGUCUGGGAAAAAGGAAGGAGCGACUCUCGAAACAGGUGGCGGACGACAUGGCAGCAAGGGCUACUUCAUCCAGCCAACGAUUUUCAGCAACGUUCGUCCGGAUAUGAAGAUUAUGAAGGAGGAAAUCUUUGGCCCCGUUUGCGCCAUCUCCAAGUUCAAGGAUGAGGAGGAAAUUCUGAAGCUGGCUCAUGACACGCCGUAUGGCCUCGCUGCCGCCGUACACACGAGAGACGUCAACACUGCCAUCCGUGUCAGCAACUCUCUCAAGGCUGGCACUGUUUGGAUCAACUGCUACAAUAUGCUGCAUCACGCGGUGCCAUUUGGUGGAUACAAGGAGUCUGGAAUGGGUCGGGAGCUCGGUGAGGCUGCCUUGGCGAAUUACACGCAGAAUAAGUCGGUGGCUCUGCGCUUGACGAAGUCCCGGUUGUAA